Molecule: messenger RNA, 774 nt
Organism: Meloidogyne enterolobii
Lineage: Eukaryota; Metazoa; Nematoda; Chromadorea; Rhabditida; Meloidogynidae
Source: the annotation of a GenBank genome assembly
CGAUCUAAACGCUUUACCAUUAGAUAUACAUUCAAUUAAUCCAAGAACAAAAAGAGAAAGACCUGGAGAUGGAAAUUUCAAAAUAGAUAGAGCUACUAAAACAAAAUUUUCUGAGCCAAAUGAUCCGCUAUGGAAGGAUAUGUGGUACGUAAACAACAAAUUUUAUGACCCCAAAAAAAUUGAUCAUAAUGUCAUAGAAGCAUGGGAUUUGGGGUAUACUGGUCGUGGGGUUGUUGUUUCUGUUAUAGAUGAUGGAUUAGAGAUAACCCAUGAAGAUUUGGCAGGCAAUUAUGAUCCAGAUGCGUCUUAUGAUGUAAUUGAUAACGAUGAAGAUCCAACGCCUAUAGAUGAUGUGGAUCAUCAAGGAACACGUUCUGCUGGUGUAGUGGCUGCUAUCUUUAAUAAUUCACGUUGUAAUGUUGGAGUCGCUUAUGAUGCAAAAAUCGGAGGGAUUCGUCUGCUGGACGAUACCUAUAACGACACAAGAGAAGCAAUCGCCCUUGGUUAUAAACCUCAACACAUUGAUAUCUAUCUAGCUAACUGGGGUCCGACAGACGAUGGGUAUUAAAUUUUCAGAUGUUUUUGUUAUUGUAAUUAAAGAAAAACACUCGAUGGGCCAGGAGAGCUAGCUAAGGAGGCUAUAUUGCAAGGCGUUAAUGAAGGAAGAAAUGGAAAAGGAUCAAUUUAUAUUUGGGCAACAGGGAUUGGCGGAGAAGGCGAGCAAAAUCUCGUUAUGAUUAGAGGAAAAUUCGGUUUCUGUUCAAAUUACACGUC